Messenger RNA from Phycodurus eques (leafy seadragon), 4850 nucleotides. RefSeq names its product immunoglobulin superfamily, member 8 (gene igsf8). The record is from RefSeq and is a predicted model, not a curated record. The transcript has 8 exons. The coding region runs from base 232 to 2121 and encodes 629 amino acids. NCBI's taxonomy places the organism in Eukaryota, Metazoa, Chordata, Actinopteri, Syngnathiformes, Syngnathidae.
UAUGACGAUGAAGAUGCGUCCCACUUUGAGACGAAACCGCGCUUAGCGAAGCGAAAUAUUAUCUCACUUUUAGAUUUGGACUAUUUUUCAUUUCCGACGAGUGUUUAUUCGGCUACGUCGGCGUGCGACUCAGGCGGUUCGGGAGCUUCGAGGCGGGAUGAGCGGCGACCGGCCACAGGGGGAAGGAACACCCGAGACGGGAGUAAUCCGCUGAGGAACACGAAGAGCGCCAUGGCUGGGAUAAAAAGCACUUUGUUCGUCUGUCUGCACUAUGCGCUCCAGUACGCGGGGUCCCGCGAGGUGACUGUACCCGAGGGACCCUUGUACCGCGUGGCCGGCUUCUCCCUCUCCCUGCCCUGCGCCGUCUCUGGCUACGAAGGCCCGCGCACGCAGGACUUUGAGUGGUUCCUGUACAGAGACGACUCCGGCGGGAGGCAGAUGGGAGUGGUGUCCACCAAAGACAAAAGCUUCCCCUAUGCCCCCUUCCAAGCCCGGGUGAGGAACGGAGAGGUGAGGGUGGACCGUGACUCCGGCGAUCACGUGCGGCUAGUGGUGCAGAGGCUGCGCACCGACGACCAGGGCAAAUACGAGUGCUACACGCCCAGCACAGACGGCGUGUACCAGGGGUCCUACAGCGGCGCCGUGGUCGUCAAAGUGAUUUCUGACACACUCCAGAUCAGCUUCACCCGCUCCCUGACAGGGCAGCCCCUCCCGGAAGGUGCCGAAUUAACUCUAACAUGCUCGGCCAGCAUCCGCUCGGAGCAGCUCACGCACCUGUCCGUCACCUUCGGGAAGCGAGGUGGCCAAGCGGGCUCGGACGGCGCGGCCGGGCCGGAGCUCAGCACCGUCCGCGAGAUCAUCUCCAUCGACAAGCUGCUGGGAGUCGUGCCGGGACGCGCCUACAAGAAGCGCUACGACGGCGGCGACGUCACGCUGGAGAAACGCAACGGCGAGGGUGGCCAGGACGUCUACGUGAUGAAGAUGAGGGUGCUGCAGCCCGAUGACACGGGAGCCUAUUUCUGUGAGGCCGCGCAGUGGAUUCGGGACCCGGACCGGUCGUGGCAGAAGAUUGCGCACAGGACGCUGGACAUCGGCAACCUGACUGUUAAGCAACUCUCCGAGUCUCUGAGCGUGACGUCUUCGCCUCAAGGGGAGGUGACCCUGCAGGUGGGCUCGCUUCUCCUUCUGACCUGCGAGGUCAACGGGCUGCCCUCCGACGUCAACUCGGGCCUGCAGGUCCAGUGGAUGAAGAGGGGCUCCGCGGGUGGCGAGCUUGUCGGGUCUGGAGGCGUUGAGGUGGAGGUGGCCAGGAUGAGCCCAGACGGCGUCGUGAGCUGGGGGGACGACGUCAGCCGGGCCAGCGGCGGCUCUAUGGAGAAAGUGGCGGAGGCGAGGUACUCCCUGAAGUUGUUCUCGGCCCGGCCCUCCGACUCGGGCGUUUAUCGCUGCGUGGUGAGCGUGUACGCCGGACGCAGGAUCCCCGCUCCCUCCGCGCCGGCGACACUCACGCAGAGGUCCGAGGGCGUCACGGUCAAUCUCAAGACCAAAGAUGUCGUGGUUUCCGCCGGGGCUCAGCUCGCCCGAGGCCCGCUGCUGAAACGGGGGAGCACCGUCACCCUCCUCUGCACCGCCACCAUCACAACCACCGGCCCCGCGCAGGCUCAGGUGCAAUGGCUGCGAUGGCCCAUCCCAGAGCCGCAGAUCCGGACGCCCGAAAGCCCCGCGCCGGGGCCGUCCGUCCGGGCCGAACCCACGCCGGUCGCCGCUCUCACGUACGACGGCGUCGUGGAGAUCUACGGCAACGGCAGCGAGGUCAGCGUGGACCGCCUGUCCGCCGUCAGCUACCGGCUCAGGAUCCACGCGGCCACCGUUGAGGAUCAGGGCAUGUACGCGUGCCGCGCUGUGGCCUGGGGGCAAGAUCCGCACGGAGGCUGGUACAACUCUGGGGCCGAGGCCGAGUCCAACGCCGUGACUGUGUACUUGUACGCCCGAGUCGCCGACCUCCUCCUCAUCCCGCUGGUGGUCGGCGUGUCGUCCGCCCUGCUGGUGGGCGUCGUCAUCGUCGCCGCGGUGACCUGCUGCUUCAUGAAGCGUCUGGCCAAACAGCGAGCUCGGAGGUAGCCUCCGCAGCCGCCCGCCGUUUUGAGGGUAUGCUGGCCGAAUCGGAUGCCAAACCUUUUAUAUGUGUGUCGUUUUUAUUUUUUGUAAUCGUCUUGCGAGACCACCGGCGUCACAACGCGCCGGUGGUCUGUUGGUCUCUGUUCGAAGCUCGUCGCCAUUCUCCACCUGUUUUUGUUUGUGCUUCAAUGACGAGUCGGCGAUUUUUUUUUUCCUGUGAACUAAAAUGGUUGCUCUUCAUCCAAAUGGUUUUCCCCUAGCAAGCCACGCGAGCAGCUGCUGACUUGACUCAACGGGUAUUGAAGCAAAGACACUUUUUGUUACUUAGUAGGUACUGACUGCGAUUCUCGUCGGCAAAUGGAAGCGCGUUGCUAAAAUGCACUGAGCAGAAGUUUGCACUGUAAAUAUGCUGUUUAAUCUUGUUUGCAAAGAAGCUAAUUCUGCAAAUUCCUUUACAAGGACAAAAAAAAAAAAAAAAAAAAAAAGAAAUGGGACCAAAACCACUUAGCGUAUUUGUUCAAUAGUGGCUGUUUAUUUGCUCAUUUGCAGAUAGUGCUCGGUGUUUGUUUGAGAGGGGGUCUACAUUUGGAGAAAUAAAGGGGCAGUAGUUUCCACUUCAAAGCCAGCAAGCGUUCUGCGUCUAUUUUAAAUUUCUACUUGCUGUAUUAGUUUCUUUUGGAAAAUCAAUCUUUUUUUCCGUAUAAUAUUAUUACUAUACUACUAUACUAUAAUUAUUAUUACUAUUUUUUUCUGACUAACACUUUAAUGUUGUAAAAUCUUUUUUUUUUUUUUCAGUAAAAUGCUAAAUUAUGACUUAAAACAUACUAUUUGAAUCUCAUAAUAUUAGGCCCUUUUUCUCCCAAUUAAUUAUUCUCAUAACGUUUCCCCUCCCAAAAAGGGACUUUAACCUCAAAGCAUUAAAAAUAGACGUGCAACUCUUAAUUGAUUAAGCAACAACUAAUUGUUGGAUUUAUCUCACCCAACACCAAUAAAAAUGCACAAAAGGAAUGAAGACGCUGGUUUCUCUUUCUCAUGAGGAGGGCGAAUGGGAGAUUGUUCAGAUUACAGCCUCUCAAUACGCUCUAAACAAUUCUCAAAUUAAUUGACAGCUAUUUCAAUAGUUGAUUCAUUGUUAAUAAACUUUGCUUAAAUGAAAAAUUUUCUUCAGCCUGUCAACAGUAAAUGUUUUCAGAUUUCUCUAGUCCGCCAUGAAAGCCGACUGAUUAUAUUUGACAAUUAAUUAAUUAAUUACUUGCAUCAACAUAAAACAUUUGCAAACAUCUGCUUUUACUUUGGAAAACAGUGAUCAAAUUUUUUUUCAUUUUUGUGACGUUAUGGAGCAAACCAGUAACUGAAUCAUAAUCAGUUUAUGUUUGUCCAUUUUCUGCACUUUCAAUUUGAAAUAAGGUCCUGUUUUUGAAUAAAUUGAUCAAAAUGUAUUUAUUUAUUUUUAAAAAAAUCUGACGAAUCGAAAAAAUAAUCGACAUUGAUUAUUAAAAUAUUUGUUAGUUACAGCUCUAAAAAAAUUGCGGCCUGAUAAUCUUUCUCUCAAAGAAAUUCAACUUUAAUCUCUGCCUUUUUCUUGAGGAAAUUAAUUUAUUCUCAUAAUAUUAACAGUACAUCUAUACUAAAUAAUAAUCAUAAUGCACUUUUUUUUUUUUUAACCAGCUGACAGGAAGAAUAUAGGGUGUAUAUAUGGCCACUAUUUGAGGAAAUACACUUUUUUCCGUAUGUUUGUUUGAUAUUUUCUUUUUUUUUUUUGUUACAUUUGCGGGUGACUUUACUUUGGUUAAGUGACUAAGGCGGACAAACGGUGCUGCGAUGGGCAAUUCCCUGUAUGUGUGCGUGCAUCUUGUACAAAAGUAACAGAGAAGCUGUUGUUGUCUUUCACUGAACACUUGUGACGAAAGCCUCUCUCUGUUGGCACUCAAAAACACAAAGGAUGAAAAUGAAAGUGAGCCUCCAUUGGGGGGAAAAAAGGUCCUCUCUGCUUGUGUUGUAUAUUUUCUGGCGUCCUCUCGUAAAGCCUGAUUAUAAAUGUUUCGCACGAACAUUGGAGGGGGGGGGGAAAAAAAUCACAGCAUUCUGAGCCACUUUGCUCCAGAUCAACCACUUAAAGCUGAUUUUUUUUCCCCAGCCCACUGGAACACCCCACACUGGCACAGUUGCGCGAGCACGCACAGCCUGGGCGACGGGUGAUAAUCCCACUUUAGAACGGUCCACACCCAGCCCCCAGAAGAACACGUGUUUAAUGCGUCAAACCCUUUCGUGUGUCAUUUGCGGGGUGUUUUACCGCUGUCCCUGAACGCAUCUUGAAAAGGUCUCUCAAGGUGCUUUUGAUUAAUAAUAAAUCAUUCUGCCAUUUCUCACUUUUGCUCCCAUGUCUCAUUUGUGUCUGGUGCUAAUCCGCUGUUGCAGAAUGUUCUGGAAAUUGUCGUGUCCCGUGCAUCCUCUGGCUUUUUGUGUCUUGAAAAAUUCUAAAUUCUCAUAAAAUAUCACAAAAAUAGAAUUAUAGAAUAGAAUUUCCUCUUCUAAGAUUGCACUUUUUGUGCAACUUUAAUCUUGUAAUAUUACAAAUUGACCGGUUUUCAUAAAAAAAAAAUAAAAUCUAAUUUUGUAAAUUUCUUACUUUUCUUAACUACAAAACCACAAUUUUAAUCUUGUAAAAUUAUAACUUUGUCAAUGAAACAAAUACAACUCUAAUUUCCUACAAUUGUUAUGCAUUUUUCUUU